This is a messenger RNA of Phragmites australis (common reed), 1742 nucleotides long. Its product is annotated as xylan O-acetyltransferase 13-like. Gene Ontology annotation, cellular component: Golgi apparatus. The coding region runs from base 209 to 1558 and encodes 449 amino acids. The transcript is spliced from 6 exons. Gene Ontology annotation, molecular function: O-acetyltransferase activity. Lineage: Eukaryota; Viridiplantae; Streptophyta; Magnoliopsida; Poales; Poaceae. The record is from RefSeq and is a predicted model, not a curated record.
AGAAGACAGUCGAACAAACAUUCACCUAUAUAUACAAGCCUAUUCAGUUCCCGUACUAAAAGGGGCAACAUACUCAAUUCUUCGUUACAAAAGGGCUGCCGAUGAUGGUGGGGUUUCAGUUUCACCACCACAUUCCAAACCGUACAUUGCUCCCAUUGUAGGGACUAUGGAGGUGCACAAUAAGAGAGGGAGCUAAGCAGCAAGCACCAUGGUUUCUCAAGAAAGGAUGAAGGCAGAGGCCACUCCCAAGGCGAUAGUAGCAGGUGGCAAGAUGACGGUGCUCCAAGCUCCGGUUGGAGUGAGGAGCAUCGUGAGCUUCCUAGUGGCCUUCUUCGUCGUAGCCAGCUCCGUCGUCUUCUUGUUCGACAGAGGCCAGGAAGCGCAGAUGCAAAUGGCGGUCGAGCACGGGCGCCAAGGAAUGCAGGCGAAGGUGGCAUCUGGGCACCAGGAGCCAGAGAUGAGAGGGGCGACAGAGGCGGGUGACGCCGGCGAGGAGGAGUGCAACUGGUCGAGGGGACGGUGGGUGUACGACAACGUGUCCCGGCCAUUGUACUCCGGGCUCAAGUGCGCCUUCAUCUUCCCCGAGGUGGCUUGCGACAAAUAUGGCAGGAAGGAUGUCAUGUACCAGCACUGGAGAUGGCAGCCCCAUGGAUGCGACCUUCCGAGGUUCGACGCCACCAAGCUGCUUGAAAAUCUGAGGAACAAGAGAUUGGUGUUUGUGGGUGACUCGGUGAACAGGAACCAAUGGGUUUCCCUGGUGUGCAUGGUGGAGGCCUCUAUACCUGAUGACAGGCUCAAGACGCGUGUCUUCAAUGGCUCACUCAUUUCCUUCAAGGCAUUGGAAUACAAUGCGACGAUAGACUUCUACUGGUCGCCGCUGCUGCUGGAGUCCAACAGUGACAACCCCAUUAUCCACCGGGUGGAGUACCGGAUCAUAAGGGCAGACAGAAUUGAGAAGCAUGCCAGUGCCUGGAGGGAUGCUGACAUCAUUGUCUUCAAUUCUUACCUGUGGUGGAGGAAGCAGAAGGAUGACAUGAGGAUGAAGGUCAUGUACGGUUCAUUUGAAGAUGGUGAUGCAAGGUUAGACGAAAUGGAAAUGAUCGAUGGUUUCGAGAUAGCUCUCAAGAAACUAACCGAGUGGCUCGGAGAGAAUAUUGACAAGAACAAGACUAGAAUCUUUUUCGCAGGAUCAUCACCUACACAUUCCUGGGCUAGCGACUGGGGUGGAGAAGACAGCAACAAAUGUGUUAAUGAAACGGAGCCGAUCUACAAAAUCGGAUACAAAGCCGCAACUACAGAUUACAGCUUGAUGGCCAUGGCUAAGUCGUAUUUUGGAACAUUGGAGCCGAAAGGUAUGCAUGUUCAGAUACUGAACAUCACGGAGCUGUCUGACUACCGCAAGGACGGGCAUCCGACGGUGUACAGGAGACAGUUCGUUCCUCUAACGAAAGAACAGAUUGCAAACCCAGCCAGCUAUGCGGAUUGCACGCAUUGGUGCCUCCCCGGUGUUCCCGAUGUCUGGAACGAGUUUUUGUAUGGCUACCUUAUGUACAAAUGACAUACUAUGCCAGAUUAUGUACAAAUGGCAUAUCUAGGUUAGGCUGCUUUGGUGCAGACUGCAUUACAUUACAUGUAGAGAGAAAAGGACAACUCAAAGCACAUAUAGUGUGUAUCAGACCAGUUCUUGGCAUCAGACAGAGCAAUCGAAUUCUGAAAAAACAAACAUAGAAAUUUGCCAUAAC